AUGGAAGAAAAGGCCGAGCCGCGAGCGCCCAAUUCGCCCAGACCAGAGAAUGGCGAGCAUUCUCCAAGUCCGACUAUCGCACCGUCACUCGCACCCUCACCAUCGCCAGCACCAGAACACAAGCAGCACGUUCUCCUCCGCGCCCUCCUCUACACACCCCCAGCAUGUCGCUACACGCCAGACAACCCGCCCAGAUUCAGCAUCUGGCUCAACGUCCUCUUCGCCUUUGCCGGCACCUUCACCGUUGCAAACCUCUACUACGCGCAGCCGCUGCUCGACAUGUUGGCAGACUACUUCGGCGUCACGCAGGAGCGCGCUUCGCUAAUUCCAACCUGUUCUCAGGCGGGAUAUGCAGCUGGUUUGGUCUUCAUCUGUCCGGCGGGUGAUAUGGUCCGCAGAAGACCGUUUGUCUUGCUUUUGACGCUCAUCACGGCGACCAUGUGGAUUGGAUUGUGUGUCACGGAGACCUUCAGUAUUUUCCUGGCACUGAAUUUUCUUUGUGGAGUUACGACUGUUACGCCCCAAAUCAUGCUCCCCCUAGUCGGCGACCUCGCGCCCCCCACCCGCCGCGCAACAGCGCUCUCCAUCGUCUCCUCAGGACUCGUGCUCGGCCUCCUCUUCGCCCGCCUGCUCUCAGGCAUCAUCGCCGAGAGCUCCUCCUGGCGAAACGUUUACUGGCUCUCGCUAGCCCUACAAUACCUAAUCUUCGCUUUACUCUGGCUCUUCAUGCCGGACUACCCCUCCACAAACACCGACAUCUCCUACUUCCGAAUCCUCGGCUCCAUCGCCGUCCUCUUCACAAAACACCCCGUCCUCGUCCAGGCAACGCUCAUGGGGUUCCUCACAAGCGCAACAUUCACGGGCUUCUGGACGACACUAACAUUCCUCCUCUCAGGAAACCCCUAUAACUACGACACACUCACAAUCGGCCUCUUCUCGAUCGCAGGCUUAACCCCCAUGCUCUUCACCCCGGUCUACUCCCGCCUCGUGAUCGACAAAUACAUCACCCAGCUCUCCGUCACAAUCUCCCUCCUCACCUCAAUAACGGGCAUCGCGAUCGGCGCAUACACAGGGACAUUCACCGUCGCCGGACCAAUCCUGCACGCCGCCCUCCUCGACUUCGGGAACCAGGCGACGGUGAUUGCGAACAAAGCUGCUAUAUACGCCGUUGCGCCGAAGGCGCGGAACCGCGUCAAUACGGGGUAUAUGGUUGGUGCGUUUGUGGGACAGCUUGUGGGCACGGCGGUGGGGAAUCGCGUCUAUGCGAGUCGGGGAUGGGUUCUUGCGCAGACGGUCAAUUUGGUGUUUUCGGCGGCGGCGUUGGGGAUUGGGCUUGCUAGGGGACCAAGGGAGAAGGGGUGGGUUGGGUGGAGGGGGGGUGUGCGGGUGAGGAGGGUGCUUGAGGAAUCGAAUGCAGGAGCUGGAGGGAGAGGACAAGGGGAUGGACAAGGGGAGAAUAGGAAUGCACAGUCUGAGAUGGCUGAGGAGGCGAGGAAUCGACUAUGA
Aspergillus mulundensis is the source of this 1506-nucleotide messenger RNA. RefSeq names its product MFS transporter. The transcript has 3 exons. The coding region runs from base 1 to 1506 and encodes 501 amino acids. Gene Ontology annotation, biological process: transmembrane transport. Lineage: Eukaryota; Fungi; Ascomycota; Eurotiomycetes; Eurotiales; Aspergillaceae. Gene Ontology annotation, molecular function: transmembrane transporter activity. The record is from RefSeq and is a predicted model, not a curated record.